AUGGGAGGUGCUGGCUUUGCCACUUUAGCAGGAUGCUCAAAGGAGGCAGGACAUCGAGGUCUCUGUGAACAUUCUCUAAAAUGUUUAAGCUCGAGAAUCACGGAGCGGAAGCUGCAGGGCACGUGGCUGCCUGCUGGCCGAGGGAGCCUGGAGAAACCAUUCCUGGGGCCUCGAGGCUCCAUGGUGCCCACGUUCAGCCCCCAGGGUGGCCUUCACCCUGUCCAUGCUGACAGCAGCCUGCAGAAGCCCAGGGUCGUGACCGUGGUCAAGCUGGGUGGGCACCCCCUCCGCAAGAUCACGUUGCUCCUCAACAGACGGUCGGUGCAGACCUUCGAGCAGCUCUUGGCCGACGUCUCAGAGGCCCUGGGCUUUCCCAGAUGGAAGAGUGACCGCGUGCGGAAGCUGUUCAGCCUCAAGGGCAGGGAAAUCAGGAGUGUGUCUGAUUUCUUCAGGGAAGGGGAUGCUUUCAUAGCCGUGGGCAAAGAGCCACUGACGCUGAAGAACAUCCAGGUGGCUAUAGAGGAACUGUACCCCAGCAAAACCCGGGCCCUGACCUUGACCCAGCACAGCCGGCUCCCCUCUCCAAGGCUGAGAAGCAGGCUUUAUAGCAAGGCUCUGAAAGGGGGUCACCACUGUGGGGAGACCGAGACCACCAAGAGCUCUGGUGAGGCUGCCAGGUCCCAGGCUGCCAUCAGACAUCAGGGGAGGACCCCCGUGGAGGACAGGGUGAGGGCCCAGAAGAAGUGGGUGAGGGGGAAGUGGGAGCCUGAACCCAGCAGCAAGGUGCCCAGGGAUGCCACCCUGGAGAGACAUGCUAGCGGAGAGAAGCACCUGGGGGUGGAGAUUGAAAAGACGUCGGGGGAAAUAAUCAGGUGUGAGAAGUGUAAGCGGGAAAGAGAGCUCCAGCAGACCCUGCAGAGGGAGCGGCUCUCUCUGGGCACCAGCGAGCUGGACCUGGGCAGGUGCCCCGGCUAUGACGUAGAGAGGUUGGUGAGGACCAGGAGCUGCAGGAGGUCCCCUGAGGAGAAGCCCCAAGGUGGGGAGGAAGGUUGGAAGGAGGGCACCCGGAGCAGUCCCGGGCACCCGCCUCAGGAGCCGAGGAGACCCAGCAAAAGCACCGACAAGAAAGAGGACCGGGACCCAGGAGGCCAGGAAGGUCAUCGCCCAGCAGCAGCCAAGGCCAAGAGGGACGUCGUCGGGGAAGCCCAGUCCAUAAGAGAGGAGAAAGACAGCAGGACCGUAGGCAGGAGCAAGCAGGGAGGCUGGCUCCGGAGGGAGCAUCCUGCCGACCUCGACCCAGAGAAGCUCCCCAGGACCAGAGGGGAUGAGCAGGAGGCGGAAAAGGGGAAAAAGCCGGGUGCGUCCGGAGGGAGGAGGAUGGUUUCCCGAGAUGAGCCGCCGGCCAGGGUAGAAAAGGAGCCCAAGACGAGGCCGGAGGAGAGCAAGGCGGAGCGGCCGGGCGGCAGGAGGCGGCGGCCCCCGGGCAUCCUGGCGGCCGACGUGCGCAAGCAGUAUGAGCCGGGCCGCGUGAUCGGGGACGGGAACUUCGCGGUGGUGAAGGAGUGCAGGCACCGCGGCACCCAGCAGGCCUACGCCAUGAAGAUCAUAGACAAGUCCAAACUCAAGGGGAAGGAGGACAUGGUCGACAGCGAGAUCCUGAUCAUCCAGAGCCUCUCUCACCCCAACAUCGUGAAACUGCAUCAAGUGUACGAAACGGACGCGGAGAUCUACCUGAUAAUGGAGUACGUGCAGGGAGGGGACCUUUUCGAUGCCAUCAUAGAAAGUGUGAAGUUCCCGGAGCGCGAUGCUGCCCUCAUGCUCAUGGACUUGUGCAAGGCGCUCGUGCACAUGCACGACAAGAGCAUCGUCCACCGGGACCUCAAGCCGGAAAACCUGCUGGUUCAGCGAAAUGAGGACAAAUCUACCACCUUGAAACUGGCUGAUUUUGGUCUUGCAAAGCAUGUGGUGAGACCUAUAUUUACUGUGUGUGGGACUCCGACUUAUGUAGCUCCUGAAAUUCUUUCUGAGAAAGGUUAUGGGCUGGAGGUGGACAUGUGGGCCGCGGGCGUUAUCCUCUACAUCCUCCUGUGCGGCUUCCCCCCAUUCCGCAGCCCAGAGAGGGACCAGGAUGAGCUCUUUAACAUCAUCCAGCUGGGCCACUUCGAGUUCCUGGCUCCUUACUGGGACAACAUCUCUGACGCUGCCAAAGAUCUGGUGAGCCGGUUGCUGGUGGUAGACCCCAAAAAGCGCUACACGGCCCACCAGGUCCUUCAGCAUCCCUGGAUUGAAACUGCUGGAAAGACCAAAAGGGCAAAGCUACAAAAGGAGGGGCCCCCCAGCAGCGAGAACCACUUCCGGAGCCAGCACUCGAGGGCUGCAGAGCAGGCAUCAUAGUCACGGACUCAGCAUUCGCUCAGCCCUCGGUUCUGCUCGGGGACAGAGAAAAGGAUAGAUGUCAAGGAGAAAAACAGUGAAAAAGCCUUCCUCCCAUAACUGGAGAAUCAGGGGAAGGAGAGAAGACACUCAGUAUAUUUUAAAGCUUAUUUUAAAAAAUAAACUUGAGUCUUAAUGUUAAAUGUUGUAACAUAUUUUUAGAUUUGAAUCCUUUAAUACAUUUUUUGGGGGGUGAGGGGGAGACUUGUUCUCAGUGAGGAAUUUUUGGUAAUAAUGAUGUGUUUUGCUUCCUCCUUGUAAUCAAGUUCAUAGUAUACUACAUGAGUGGUGCUUACCAGGGUCUAAACUCCCCCUGUGAGAUUAAG
This is a messenger RNA of Balaenoptera musculus (blue whale), 2759 nucleotides long. It is a transcript of the gene DCLK3, whose product is annotated as doublecortin like kinase 3. The transcript has 5 exons. NCBI's taxonomy places the organism in Eukaryota, Metazoa, Chordata, Mammalia, Artiodactyla, Balaenopteridae. Gene Ontology annotation, biological process: protein phosphorylation; intracellular signal transduction. Bases 1 to 2394 code for a protein of 797 amino acids. The record is from RefSeq and is a predicted model, not a curated record. Gene Ontology annotation, molecular function: protein kinase activity; ATP binding.